AUGCUUCUACAAGUUGUAUUCCUCCUCGGUCUGGUGGCCUCGCCCAUUCUGGGCCUCAUUGGCAAAUGUUCUCAACCUAUGUCUGAUUCCACCACCAUCUACGACUUUUCCUUGCCAAACAUUUUCAAGACUGGAACCAUCAAUUUCGCCGACCUCCGGGGCAAGGUGAUUCUGGUGGUUAAUGUGGCUACAUACUGUGACCAUACCCCACAGUUUCUGGGACUGAAUGCUCUGCAGAAAGAAUUCGGAAGUGAUCUCCAGAUUAUUGCAGUACCUACCGACCAGUUUCAUUAUGAGGAGCCCGGUGCAAAUGGAACCGAGAUCAUGAAUGGACUGAAAUAUGUCAGACCCGGAAAUGGGUUUAUCCCGGCUUUCCCUCUCACCGCUAAAACAGAAGUCAAUGGUAUCCAUGAACAUAAGAUGUUUACUUACCUAAAAAAAUACUGUGAACCUACAGAUGAACUGUUUUAUCCCGGACUGACCUACCAAGGGAAUAAAGUUCACGAUAUCCGCUGGAAUUUUGAGAAAAUUCUCAUUGAUAGGACCGGUAAACCUGUAAAGAGGUAUAACGUCUACGUACUUCCGGCCGAUCUUCGUGACGACAUCCGGGCUCAGAUUCAGGGGGCUGAACAACAUGAACACAAACUUCCGGUCCUUGGAUCAUUCAUUGGUUGAGGAUUAUAAAUAAUUAUUUUAACA
Messenger RNA from Saccostrea cuccullata (small rock oyster), 699 nucleotides. Its product is annotated as glutathione peroxidase-like. The coding region runs from base 1 to 675 and encodes 224 amino acids. The transcript is spliced from 3 exons. Gene Ontology annotation, molecular function: glutathione peroxidase activity. The record is from RefSeq and is a predicted model, not a curated record. Gene Ontology annotation, biological process: response to oxidative stress. Lineage: Eukaryota; Metazoa; Mollusca; Bivalvia; Ostreida; Ostreidae.